GUAUACAUGUGAGUCUGGCCCAUGAACUCCUAACUCUGAUGGACAUCUAAAUAUUACCGCUUGCCGCUUCCCACCUUCUCUUGUCCCUCUCUCAAACCCAAAACCCCGUUUGAUCGAUUUCGGGUAUUUACUCAGCAUCUCAGCGUAGCAGAUACUGUUGAUUGACGAAAAGAAUGGUGUUUUGUGAUAACUGUGUGAAAAACGUUGCCGGAGUGCGAAUCAAUGAUGGAUUAAUCCUAUGUUGUGACGAAUGUGGGAAGGUAUUGGAAAAUAACUAUUUCUCUGAGGAAAAGAUUUCUACCGGGCAGAGCGAAUUAUCAGGCCGUUAUGUAAGAACAAUCCAAAGCGAGUACUCUGCCUCACGUCAAAGGACUUUAGACAGAGAUUACGAUGAGAUCAAAUAUUUGAGUUUGGAUGAUGAUAAUUUGGCCAACCAAGCUUUGGCCUUCUAUAGACAAAUAAAACAGAGACGAGCCGAAGAGGCAAAAAACUUGGGUCCUCCUCAAUCUGCUGCAGAGGCCACUAAGCAAAUGUUGAUAACAAAGCAAGUGGCUCCAAAGAAUCCCAAGAAAGUACGAUCCUCUGAUAAUCAUGAUUACUUGAAGUCGAAGUUUGAGGACAAGAUUCAAGAUGAUGAUCUGGGAUUAGUGGACGAGUUUGAGGAUGGCGGUAUGCACGAAGAUUAUUAUGGAAAUGCCGACGAGGCAUGACUAUGAGGAUGAUGGGUACAGCUUUGAUAAUUAGUUAAUGAUUCCUUGAGGCUCUUUCUACUUUAAUUAUUUGUGAAUCUCGAAUCCCAUUUUCAUCAUGGCUAGCUGGCACGAGAAAUCUUUUGGAUUCUGACUAUCUGAGAGUCAACCAAGAAACUAGAAUCACUAGUAGUUUUACAUCCUCUGUCCUUGAGUCCUUUCACUAUGACCACUUUGCAUUAGAAUUUCCUUUUCGUCCAAUCAAUAGUUACACCCUUAAUUCCACGUGUCUUGAGAGCUUUGGAGUUAGGUACAAUUGCUUCUCAUCAUGUAGUUAUUUACCAAACUCGUUAAUCAAACUUACCAUCUGGUGAAAUUUUGAUGUUUAGUUUGUCUAUGGAUUUCCUAAGAUUUUGGUCUC
Lotus japonicus is the source of this 1110-nucleotide messenger RNA. RefSeq lists its product as uncharacterized. The transcript is spliced from 6 exons. The record is from RefSeq and is a predicted model, not a curated record. The coding region runs from base 174 to 710 and encodes 178 amino acids. NCBI's taxonomy places the organism in Eukaryota, Viridiplantae, Streptophyta, Magnoliopsida, Fabales, Fabaceae.